AUGGGGCAUCUCCAUCUGCGAAAUCGUUUUACAGAUGCUCUAAUGGCAAAUGUUCCACCUUUUCAACCACUACCUAAUCCUCAAGGGAUAUACAAUCAUGCAUUUCAAAACAUGGGCGAAGUUUCAACAAAACCACCAGAAAAAGAAACAUCUACUACACUCUUGAUACGUCAUCUUCCUGAAGCUAUUCCCCAUGAUACCCUCACUCGUCUUUUUUCCCAUUAUGGUGCUUCUUCUGUUCGUCCAUGCACUACUGGAAGGAUGAGAAACUGUGCAUUUGUUGAUUUCAAUAAUGAAGGUUUAGCAACUCAAGCACAACGCCAAUUGAAUGGGUUACGUUUUCUUGGUAAAGUCUUGUCAGUUGAGAGAGCUACAACAUCACCGCAUGAUACCAAAACUCAGCAAAACAAACCAAAGUUAGGGAACAACGCCAUGUCAGCAAAGGAUGAUGCUGAUGUUGCCAAAGAUUUGAAGCAAGAAUCCAUGACCAAGUCCACAUCAGCAUUUGAACCUAUUGCUGAAAAACUUGGGGUGGAGUACCCUUUUCCUCCUCACCUUGAAUAUGCAUACCCUCCACCAGAUGGGAAUAUCUUGACCAACAUUCUAAAUGCUCUUAUUGCUGUUCCUCGCUUCUACACACAGGUGUUGCAUUUGAUGAACAAAAUGAAUAUUCCAGCCCCAUUUCGUUCAGCACUACCCACCCCACCCCUACCCCCUACCCACCCACCCCCACCCCCUCCUGUAGUUUCACAUCUCUCAAGUGGUGAAUCAGAAUUGGAGUCUUCAGAUGAGGAAAAUGUUGGAGGUAAGAGAAAGCGUAUAAAACGGGAAUCCAUUGUGGGUCCCGCUGUUGACAAGGAUGUAGCACAUGAAGCUGUUGGAUUGAGAGCUGCAACUUUAGUUCCUAAAGAGAUUCCAUUGAUAAAGAAGAAAAAUCCCGUGUUGCAGAUUAAAAUUACUCCUAAACAAACUCAAACUGAACAAAUAGAUGAUGAAAUAGCAGAAGAUGUAGAGGAGGUGGAGAAUGAGAAUUUAAGUAGUAAAUCUUUUGCUAGUGUUGAAGAUUUAGAGCAUGGAAAAUUACCCCCUGAAGAAAUUUUAUCACUUCCAAUGUUUAAGAAUUAUAAUGCUGGAAAUCCUGCUCCUGUGUUGUACAUAAAAAACUUGUCAAAAGAUGUGGUUGUAGAUGACUUCUAUUUUGUCUUUGGUUCAUUCUUUGGAAGCAUUGAAACAGCUAAAACAAAUCUUUCUGUGAAGCUAAUGCAGGAGGGAAGAAUGAGGGGUCAAGCAUUUGUAACAUUCCCAUCAGUUGACAUUGCUCAUCGUGCUCUUAAUUUAGUAAAUGGAUUUGUGUUUAAAAGCAAGCCAAUGAUUAUUCAGUUUGGCCGGAAUACUUCAGCUAGUAAAACAUAAAACCCGAUUAAAAAAAUAGGGGUAAUAUCGUCAAUUUACGUUCUCAAGCUUUAACGUAUGUGGAUCCACGUGGGUGAUGAAGGGAUCGGUCACGUGCAUCUCCAUCUACCAUAUAGGACCUUAUCUAUAUAUCGUGGUCCUGACGCUUGAAUUUCAUCGCUUUCUAAUAUUUACAUUUUACCCCCAUGAGUUUUAUAGGAUGUUCAUUUUCUAGUAUGAUAUUUUAACGUUUAACUGAUGGUUUGUAUUAUUGUAUAUCUCUAGUUUACAUGUUAAUUAUUAUUGGUCCAAAAACAAAUUCUCUACAAAGUUGUGUGAAAACAAUGC
Lactuca saligna is the source of this 1740-nucleotide messenger RNA. Lineage: Eukaryota; Viridiplantae; Streptophyta; Magnoliopsida; Asterales; Asteraceae. The record is from the annotation of a GenBank genome assembly.